UUAUGCUUUUCUCUUACUUCGGUUGUAGUAAUAAUAAUGUCUGCUUUUAAAUCUUCAAAAUCUAUGUUGUUAUCUGCACUUGUCUUUGCAGUUUUACUGUUUGAUUGCGGUUUAUUCCAAACUGCAGUUUCUAGGUCAGUGAGUUAUGAUAGUAAGGCGUUGAUCAUCGAUGGGAAACGGAGGAUCUUGCAGUCGGGAUCCGUUCAUUACCCGCGCACUACACCAGAUGUUUGGCCGGAAAUCAUUGGGAAGGCGAAGGAAGGAGGGAUUGAUGUGAUAGAGACUUAUGUCUUCUGGAAUUAUCACGAGCCUGUGAAGGGAGAGUACUAUUUUGAAGGCAGGUUCGACUUAAUACGGUUCGUGAAGGAAGUUCACAAAGCCGGCCUCUUUGUACAUUUGAGAAUCGGACCCUAUGCCUGUGCUGAGUGGAACUACGGGGGAUUCCCAAUGUGGUUGCAUUUCAUUCCCGGAAUACAGUUUCGUACAAAGAAUGAUCUUUUCCAGACAGAAAUGGAGCGUUUUCUUGCCAAAAUAGUUCGCAUGAUGAAGGACGCGAACCUAUUUGCAUCACAAGGAGGGCCGAUUAUUCUUGCGCAGGUGGAAAACGAAUAUGGAAACGUUCAAGCAGCUUAUGGAGCAGAUGGAGCGUUAUACGUCAAAUGGGCUGCGGAAACAGCUGUUGGUCUUAAUACUUCCGUUCCUUGGGUGAUGUGUGCGCAACAGGAUGCACCCGAUCCAAUUAUAAACACUUGCAAUGGGUUUUACUGCGACGGGUUUACUCCAAAUUCACCAACCAAGCCAUCGAUGUGGACUGAGAACUACGUUGGAUGGUUCCUAGCAUUUGGAUACGCUGUCCCUUUCCGACCAGUUGAAGACUUGGCUUUUGCCGUUGCACGCUUUUUUGAAAGAGGCGGCACUUUCCAGAACUAUUACAUGUAUUUUGGCGGCAGCAACUUUGGUCGAACAGCCGGGGGACCUUUGGUUGCCACUAGUUAUGACUAUGAUGCUCCAAUUAAUGAGUAUGGUUUUCUCAAUCAACCGAAGUGGGGUCACCUGCGCGACCUUCAUAUCGCAAUCAAACUAUGUGAGGAACAUUUGGUCAAUGCAGAUGCAACCCAAAUUUCUCUUGGUGAGAAUCUUGAGGCGCAUGUAUACUACAAAUCCUCGGAUGACUGUGCAGCCUUUCUUGCCAAUUAUGGUAGCUCUUCGGAUGCAACGGUAGAUUUCAGAGGAAAAUCUUACUUCCUUCCUGCAUGGUCCGUGAGCAUUCUUCCGGACUGCGUGAACGUUGUGUUCAACACAGCUAAGGUUACUUCACAAACAACACUCAAUGAUGAAUCGUUGACUCGGAACAUCACCAUGCACGAGUCUUCAAUGUCAUCGGCAUCUUGGAGUUGGUACAAAGAAGAGGCGGGUGUUUGGGGCAACAGCUCAUUUGAGGCAUCUGGUUUACUAGAGCAUAUAAAUACAACGAAAGACACAAGUGAUUUUCUGUGGUAUACGAUAAGCAUAGAUGUUAACGCUGAUAACAAGAAAAAUCGAACCAAAGAGGUAGGUUUGCUUAUCGGGAGCUUGGGGCAUGCAGCUCUUCUGUUUGUUAACAAGCAACCAGCAGCAUUUGAUUAUGGAAAUCAUGAUGAUGCCAGCUUCAAUUUGAGUGCUACGGUUGAGUUUCACAGUGGGAGCAACACAGUAGAUAUAUUGAGUAUGAUGGUUGGUUUACAGAACUAUGGGCCAUGGUUUGAUAUCCAAGGGGCAGGAAUACACUCGGUUGUUCUAACUGGAUUGAAGGGUUCAGAAGAGGAUCUUUCGUCUUCACAAUGGACCUAUCAGGUUGGACUUGAAGGUGAAUAUCUUGGGCUUCAGAAUGUUUCUCUCGCGAAUAGUUCAAUAUGGACGGACAAAGGUGAUUUACCACUUAAUCGCAGUUUGACAUGGUACAAGACCACAUUCCUUGCUCCAGAAGGGAAUGGCCCUGUAUCACUAAAUCUUUCCGGGAUGGGGAAAGGCCAAGCAUGGGUGAACGGUCUGAGCAUAGGGCGGUAUUGGUCUCAGUAUCUUUCACCAUCAAGUGGAUGCACAGAGCCAUGUGACUAUAGAGGAACUUAUGACGCGUCAAAAUGUUUGAAGAAGUGCGGCCAACCAGCUCAAACAUUGUAUCAUAUUCCACGUUCGUGGUUGCAACAGAGUGAGAACUUACUAGUCAUCCAUGAGGAGCUUGGUGGGGACCCUAGGACCAUCUCUGUGGUAGCUCAAAUCGGGCAAGUGAUAUGCGGGCGUGUAACAGAGGAUGACCUUCCACAGGCUGAUACUUGGGAACAGGGAGUAGGGUUUGCAUCCACGACACCAGAGCUUCGACUGUCCUGUGAAACGGGACAGCAGAUUGAUUCUAUUCGUUUUGCGAGCCUUGGGAACCCUCAAGGAAGUUGUGGAGCACACCGGCCAGGGACUUGUCAUGCCGAUGUCUCAACAUAUCUUAAGAAGGAAUGUGUGGGAAAGGAAAGAUGUUCGAUUCCCAUCUCGACAGAGACGCUUGGAGACCCCUGUCGAAAUCUUACCAAAACCUUGGCAGUUGAAGCUCUUUGUCUAGGUUGAGACAGUUGACUGCUUUUCAACCUAUAGCUUUCAAAUUUCAUCAACCAUUCAACAUUGUAUGUAUGCAUUUAUCAAAACAUUAUCUUCUCAGGAUGA
Messenger RNA from Salvia hispanica, 2691 nucleotides. Its product is annotated as beta-galactosidase 8-like. NCBI's taxonomy places the organism in Eukaryota, Viridiplantae, Streptophyta, Magnoliopsida, Lamiales, Lamiaceae. Gene Ontology annotation, biological process: carbohydrate metabolic process. The record is from RefSeq and is a predicted model, not a curated record. Gene Ontology annotation, molecular function: carbohydrate binding; hydrolase activity, hydrolyzing O-glycosyl compounds.